AUGUCAACCUACAUAUUUAUCUCUGAUAUUGGGUCAUUUACUCAAAUAUGCUUAUUCGCAGUUAAAGCAACAUCAACAUUAUGUAUAAUAUGGAGUGCAUAUGUAUUUGCAAAAACACGAUUGUUUUCCCGACGAGAUUCAGACAUUCAUAAUACUAUUGCUAAUAAGAAAAGGAAGUAUGAACAUUGUGAUGAAUCAGAAAUUUCUACACCUUAUGACAAUUAUUCUUCCGAACAAAAUCUACCAUCUUUGUCAAUUUUGAAAGGUAGUGUCAUAAUUCGCAAUGGUAUGAAUGCACUGUAUAAUUUAAUUCAUCAUGUAAAGUAUAAUGACGAUGAUAAUGUUGCUACUGCCGUGUCUACAGACGCUGACGAUAUCACUUCAACAAAUCCAUGUAGUGAAUUCAAUAAAAUCACUCAUUCAGAUGAAUUGGGCUUAUUUUAUAAAAUGAUAUGUGAUUUAAGUGUCAAGGCUGGAAUUACUACCAGUAAUAUUUACAGUAUUCCUCGUAAACGAAGUCGUUUAUUGUCUUUCAGCAAAGAUCCAAAACUCACUACAGACUAUAUAUUACAUCUUUUGAUUUCAUACAGCAAGGAUCUUAAGUAUUUGGAUCACUUAUUCCAAUGUGAAAAUUUUGAACGUCUAAUCAAUUGGCUUAGUUCAAUCAGUCUUUCAGCAUUAAACAAUUCAGAUAACAAUAAUACACUACUUAUUGAUAAACAUCAUUCUUCACCAUCAAUAAAUCAACUCUUAUUUAAUGUGGAUCAAUGGACAAAUGAAUCAUAUUAUUGUGAUGAUGAUGAUAAUAAUAAUAAUACGGAUUCAUCAUUUACAAAAGUAAAUAACUUGCCUGAUGUUCAUCUAGAAUAUCCUAUUCAUCUUUUAGUCGCUAAUUUUUUAGCAAACAUUUCGCAGCAUCCAUCAAGUUCCGUUUUAAACAAUUAUGAAGAUAUCAAUAAAUUAAUCAACCUCUGGAAAGUUUCUACAAGUUUGCAUUUAAAUCUUUUUGGUUCCAAAAUUGAUCAUAAUUUAAAAAUUCAUUCUAAAUUAAUUGACACUUCAUGUUCUGAUUCACUCAAUUCAUAUCCUAUCUACUGUCCAGAUGUUUAUAACUUGAAUGAUUCAAACAAUAUCAACGAAGAUUAUGAUUUUGAUAUUAUUUUUGUGAACGGUAUGUUGGGUAGUGUUUUCUACACUUGGAGACAGCAUGAUUCAAUGCUUAACAACAAUGCUACUCAGUAUACAAAAUGUUGGCCUAGAGACUGGCUUUCCCAUCGAUUUCCGCAAGCUCGAAUUAUUGGUGUUGACACUUCAUUGAAGCCAUUUGUUUGGCAUUCAAUUUGUCCACUUCAAAAGUUACGGCGUACAUUAAAUGAGCGAGCUGUAGAUAUAAUGAAACAACUUAAAAAAGCAGAAGUUGGUCAUCGACCUAUAAUAUGGAUUACUCAUUCAGCUGGAGGUAUUCUUGUGAAAGAAAUGCUUCGAUUGGCUAAUUCUGUUAGCAAUGGUCCUUCCGAACAAUCGAAAAAUGAUCAUUCUGAACCAAGUACCACGUCUAGCACUAGAGAGUGUGCACACAUUUCUCAUACUUAUGCAGCUUUGUCAGUUUUAAGUGGAGAAAACCCAUCUGUUUCUCAAUCCUCAGUUUCUAAAAUCAAUCCAUCCUGUAAAUGGUAUUGUCACGAAACUGACCAGGAGAAUGAAAAUUUGUCAAACAUAUCAAAUCCUAGUUUUAUCUCUUUUGUUGAAGAUAAAAAUGCCAAUAUGUCUGAUAAAUAUUUUGAAAAUCGUAUGUAUUAUUCAUCUAGUUGUUCUGGUGUUCUUUCCAAACGCAGUAGUGAUGCAUCAUUCGUAACCACUUUAUCCGAUAGUUCGAAAAUAGAUCCUGUAAAUUACCAGACAUUAGCAAGCAGUACACAAGCAAUUGUAUUUAUGAGUACACCACAUAGAGGAAAUCAAUCGGUGCACACUUUAUAUCGUCGUCCAUUCCGAUGGGCGCUUACUCCUGAAGCUAUUCAACUUGAAAAAAAUUCAAACUAUUUGUUGGAUCUCCAUGUUUGGUUUAAUCUAUGGGCAUAUAGUCAUAAAGUACAAAUCUUAUCUAUGGUUGAAAGUCGUGUAACACCAAUCAACAGAUUUUGGUCUGUUUUAAUUGUCCCUGAAGAUGUUAAAGACCGAGAAAUGGGUAAAUUGGUACGUAUCGAUUCAGAUCAUUUAUAUAUAAGUAAACCAAUGAAUCCUUCUGAUCUAUCAUAUACCAGUAUUGUUAAUUUUAUCGAAAAUCUAUCAUUAUGUAAACAGUCACCUGUGAAUACUGAUAAAACAACCUUUAUAACUUCCCAUAUUCCUAGAGUACAUUAA
This is a messenger RNA of Schistosoma margrebowiei, 2361 nucleotides long. The record is from the annotation of a GenBank genome assembly. Lineage: Eukaryota; Metazoa; Platyhelminthes; Trematoda; Strigeidida; Schistosomatidae.